Mobula hypostoma (lesser devil ray) is the source of this 8247-nucleotide messenger RNA. Its product is annotated as methylcytosine dioxygenase TET2-like. Gene Ontology annotation, cellular component: nucleus. Bases 419 to 5644 code for a protein of 1741 amino acids. The record is from RefSeq and is a predicted model, not a curated record. Gene Ontology annotation, biological process: positive regulation of transcription by RNA polymerase II; myeloid cell differentiation. NCBI's taxonomy places the organism in Eukaryota, Metazoa, Chordata, Chondrichthyes, Myliobatiformes, Myliobatidae. The transcript is spliced from 11 exons. Gene Ontology annotation, molecular function: DNA 5-methylcytosine dioxygenase activity.
ACCUGGUGGGGAAAUGAUUUACAACUACCCAAACAAGCAAAGCUAUCUUCCUGACAGUGUCCUCACUGGAUGAAGCACAUGCUAGUCACGUCCACGCUCGGAGCCGGGGCAGAGCAACAUUGGGGUUUCGUUGUCGAUGAUAAUAGAUGUCAGACCGUCAUCUGAAUAUUGAUGCGGAGGCCAGUCUGCGUUCGUAGAGCAGCAGAAGGAAGCAAGAUGGCUGCCCUUUAGGAUUUGUUUGAAAGGGGAGAGAUUGCACUUUGCUGGAUUUCUGCGGCGCUGAGGGGCAUACUGACACUCGAGCGAUCUUUAUGUACCAGUUUGAAUUGUUUUUGUCAGAGCACAGUAAAGGGAUAGUGGUACCGUGGAACAGAUACGUUCAGUUGGUAACCUUGUGGAUGGCCCUCAAGCAGACCAGAUGGAACAGGAAAGAGCCAGUCAUGUCGAGGACAAGAGACUGAGUCCAGUGCUAACGAUCCAUUGCUACUCCCCAGGGUGCCCAGCUGAAGCCCUGUCAGUGAAGGGUGAAACUGUGAGUGAGUUACACCAACAACCAGAAAUUGAGCCACACCAAGUCAAUGGAGAUUGCAAAUGGAACAGUGUGAAAAGCAGCUACAUUGAGAGCCUCGCACAGCAACAGGAAGGAAACUCUCAGAACCCUGAGGCUCAGCGAGAAACGCUAAGAGCCUCCAAGAAUGUGCAGAAUGGCAUUAAGCAUGCCCUCAGUGAAUUUUCUUUGUAUGGGCUUCAGCAAUGCAAGAAAAUAAAGUUGGUUGAAGAGGCAAAUGGACAGGUUGUGGACGUAGAGAAUCAAGAGGUCAAUGUGAAAAGGUGCAUUUGGGAAAAGGGUGGACUUUGUGAGACUGAUGGGCAGAAUUCACCGGGAGAUACGAACAAGCCUCCUGCUCCUGACAGUGAAGCUCCCGGAUGCCUCCAACCACAAUCAAAACGGAAGGUUAUCAAGCAAGUUGACAGUUACAAAAAUGGAGACGUUCUCCCCUGCUUUGAAAUCAACCAGGUGCCAAUUGCAAAUGGUGCUAUAAGUUCUGCAUCUUCCACAAACAUCCAGCAGGAUGGUCUCCGGGUGCUGACUCCGGGCUACCCAGAGUACUUUUUUACUGCUUCAUCCCGAGAAUACACCAGAAUAUCUCAGACCACAGCUCCCUCACAUACCUCAUUGUCCCGCGGGAGCUCCCCCUCUGCACCACCACCAGCCUCCGGUGGAGUCAGUACAGAAGCUUACACCUGGGGGAGGGGCGGCAGCUUCCUGGUGACGCCGGGGGUGUAUUCGCCGAAAGCAGAAGGGCAGAUUAAGCAACAGCUUCAGCAGGUAGUGGCGGCCAUGAACCAGGAAGGGCAGAAACAUCCACCCACCGACAGCCCAGGCUCUGCAGGCUUCAGCAGGACCUCUAGCAGUGACUCUGACAUGAUUUCUUGGACUGGUGCUACUGGUCUGUCCAACACUUUGUCACAAAUAACAGCAGGGCUCGGCUUCCUUCCCAACAAUCAGGGCCCACUGGAGACGACGGGCAGCAGGCAUUCUCCGCGACGAGCUGAGGCUGUGGGGCUGCUGCAAAUAGCAAGGCCCCAGUCAUCCUGCGGAGAGCAGGAGCAGUACGGCCUGGCCGAGGGUGGGCUCUUAGCUCGGCUGCACGGCAGCUCUCAAGGUGGAGAGCCGACUCAACAGGCACAGGCUGACACCCAGCCGCCUCCUCAGCAACUGGAGCAGGAGAAGACUUGUGUCUGGGGCGACCCUGGGCAGCAGACCAAUGUCCCGCCUCCUCAGCAGCACCGAGGGGCUGCCCCAUUCCAGGGGUCGGAGGGCUUGAAGAAGGGCGAAGGGCAGAAGGCGGAGCCGGAGCCCCGGGUGCAGUUGUACCGGCCGGAAUCAGCUCCACAGUACCUGCUCCCUGCGAAGGUGGAAACCCCGGCUGCAAGGACAUCGCUGCUGCAAGGCGUGGCUCCAGACCGUCCCCACUCUGUGCCCCGACCGUCGGACAUGCUGCUGGUGAAUCCCUGUCUGCAGUCCUGGCACUUGGAGCAGCAGGGAGUGGGGAGAUUAGCUCCCGCUUCCCACCCUUGGCCACAGGAGCCCCAGACACAACGGUUACAGCUUGCUCCUGAUCCCGGACACAUGGCGCCAAUUUCCAACCACACUUACCAGAGCAGCGGCGGACAACAGCCUGGUGGUGGCUUAAAGCAAGUGGAGCUCAUCAAAUUGCAAACCACAGUGGGGACGUCAAGUGAGCGACAGUCCCAUCCAAUGCAGAAACACCACAGCCAGCCUCAGUAUACCCAAAGUCCGGCUCAGAGAAAACUAAACGAGUCUCAGUCAAACAAGGUCAUUCUGUCUUACUGUGAGGACAAGCAGACUAGCCCAGAUGGGACAAGACUGUACGGGGUAGAAAGCAGUGUGAGCCAAGGUUUUCUGCUGCUAAGCAAAGGCACUGAUUUACCACAAGAUCAACACACCCAGCAGGAGCCAGGGCAAGCACAGAAUCCAAAGCAACAAGUCCAUCACACAUCUGUUAUCCAGCAAACCCAGCAGUUACCAGUCCAUCACCAACACUCACAGGUGCAAGCUGAACUCCACAAACACUCUGCCCACAGAACUGCGCAGGAUUAUUCCGUCUCUCACUCGCACCCAGCCUCACUGCAAAUGCUCCAAAGCGCGCAAAAUGAAGCUCCAUCCGUUAAGAAGGAAGACAAUGUUCAAGCAACCGCAGCACUUAAAUCCCACUUAUUGCCACAGGAAGACAGUCAAAUAAGACUACACCAACAAAAAAUGCAAGAUUUCAAAGGACUUCUUAAAGUGAUUAAGACUGAGAAAGAAUCUCCUACAGGCCCUUCACCGAUACUCUCCAGCGCCCAACUGAAAAAUGAAGCUGAAGUAGUGAACGUUAUUAAACAACAAAGCCAGCAAUUCAGCUGUGACCGGCAAAGACAAGAAAGAAGCAUCAUUGAAGCACUGGAGCAGCGCUUCAAAGAGUACCAUCUCUCCUUCCCUUUUGAACAGCAAUCAAGUGUCAAGUCGCCUAAGCAAGUGAAGGUAGAAACUACAGGACCACUCACUGUUUUGUCUGCUACUGCAGAUUUUGAGUCUGAUAUGGGCGGCGACUGUCCCUCUGCCCAGCAAACCAGCUCUUCCACAGAGGCCACACCGACAAAAAAACGGCCAGGAUCCACUCUGAGUAAUUUUUUAGAGUCACCCAUGAAACUUUUAGACACUCCUAUUAAAAGCUUAUUGGAUACCCCGAAAAAGACACAGUUUGAUGUCCCGGCAUGUAGCUGUGUUGAUCAAAUUAGUGAAAAAGAUGAAGGUCCUUAUUACACACACCUUGGAGCAGGCCGUGAUGUUGCUCAAAUUCGAGAGCUAAUGGAAAAUAGGUUUAGCAAGAAAGGCAGUGCUAUAAGAAUCGAGAAAAUUAUUUACACUGGCAAGGAGGGAAAAAGCAGUCAAGGAUGCCCUAUUGCAAAAUGGGUGCUUCGCCGAAGUUGCGUGGAAGAGAAGUUGCUCUGCCUGGUCCGGGAGCGAGCUGGCCAUUCGUGCGAUACUGCAGUGCUGGUUGUCCUGAUCCUGGUGUGGGAAGGAAUCCCACUGCCACUUGCUGACAGACUGUAUGUGGAGCUCACAGACACUCUGAGGAGACAUGGUGCCCUGACCAGCCGCAGAUGUGCACUAAAUGAAGAACGAACAUGUGCUUGCCAAGGGCUGGAUCAAGAUACUUGUGGAGCCUCGUUUUCCUUUGGCUGCUCCUGGAGUAUGUACUACAACGGGUGUAAGUUUGCCAGAAGUAAAGCCCCCAGGAAAUUCAAGCUGCUUGGCGAUGAUCCCAAAGAGGAGGAGAAGCUGGAAGCAAAUCUGCAAAACCUAGCUAGUUUAUUGGCACCUAUUUACAAGAAGCUUGCCCCAGAUGCAUUCAAUAAUCAAGUGGAAUUCGAACAGAGAGCACCAGAUUGUCGUCUGGGCCAGGCAGAGGGACAUCCAUUCUCAGGAGUGACUGCUUGUGUUGAUUUUUGUGCCCAUGCUCACAGAGAUUUGCAUAACAUGCAGAAUGGUAGCACUGUGGUUUGCACACUUACCAAAGAGGACAAUCGAGUUAUUGGCCAAAUUCCAGAGGAUGAACAGCUUCAUGUGCUGCCUUUGUACAAAAUUUCUUCUACUGAUGAGUUUGGUAGUGUGGAAGGUCAAGAAGAAAAGAUCAAGCAAGGUGCUAUUCAAGUGUUGACCUCUUUUCGUCGUGUGGUGAGAAUGUUGGCUCGUCCAGCCAAGUCUGGACGGCAGAAGAAGGAAUCCAGAAAGGCUGGGCGGCUUUUGAAUCAGGAGAACAACACUGCAAAAGCCGAGAAGAGUCAUUCAACUACAGCACGGUCACAUCAGGCCAGCUCAGAAAACACAGCGUUCAAACAGCAGCUGCCAAGUAAAUUAGGUUACACUGUUCCUCCAGCUUCUCAACAACAAACAGUACCCAAUAUCUACCAAUCUGCGCAACCAAGCACUUACCCGGGUUAUCAGUGUAAUGGAAGCUCAUCUAUUGACAACCUCCACCAUUAUAUGGGAUCUCACUAUCCCUCAGUUGCACAUCAUAUGGACACGUACCGUUACCAAGUUCCAAUGAACAAAUUAACCCUGCCACCAAUUCAGACUCUCUAUCAGCAGCUUUCAAAUUCCUACAGGCUCAGCAAUAAUCAGAUGUGUCUGAGCAGAUUUUGUAAUUAUACUGAUUAUGGUGUGCCAGUUAAUGGCUACAAUGGUUGCCAGAUUGACAGCAGAAUAACAAACAUCCAACAAAUGAGGAGUAAUCCUCAUUCUGAUUCUUCUCAAAAUGAGCCCCAACCUACGGAACCUAUUUCUAAACCAGUGUCCAAUGUGAAUCAACAGACUUCAGAUCAUCCUGCAGUAGCUCAUAGCAGCCAGUGCCCUUCAUACGUAAGCUCAUACCGGUCCAGUGAGCAGCAGCCUGCUAAUUCUUUCCAAAUAGAAAAUAAAGAAAAUGAACUUAAUAUGCUUGGAGCUAAUGGUACUUCAAGACUUCCUCCAACAAAUAAUUAUAAUGUGGCUAAAACUUCACAAGCAGAGAUGCUUGCAACUGUCAAUCACAAAGUUCCAGAAAACACCUCUCACACACUUUCACAAAGUAAUGCAGCUGCUGCAGAAGAGCAUCAGGAGGUUUGGUCUGACAGCGAACAUAACUUCUUAGAUAAAGACAUUGGAGGGGUCGCAGUGGCACCAUGCCAUGGAUCUAUUCUUAUUGAGUGUGCAAAACGUGAACUACAUGCAACAACGCCAUUGAAAAACCCUAACAGAAACCAUCCAACAAGGAUAUCCCUCGUAUUUUAUCAACACAAGAGUAUGAAUGAGCCCAAACAUGGAUUAGCACUGUGGGAGGCCAAGAUGGCCGAUAAAGCUAGAGAGCGAGAAGAAGAGGCCGAGAGACUUGGUUUGGAUUAUGUGCCUAGCAAAUCUUACAGCAAAAAAGCAAAACGAGAGACGGCAGAAUCACAUGAACCCAUAGAACCACCACAAAUACGUUUUAUGAGGACUCUUGCGCAAAGGACUGUGACAUUCACAACCAACUCAGUAACUACAGCAUUCCCAUAUGCCUUCACACGGGUUACAGGGCCUUAUAAUCGUUGGAUAUAGCUUCACACUCACCUGGGUUACCUCAUUUACUGUCUAGCAUUUGGCAAGGCAGCUGUGCUAUACCCUGUGGGGAAGAAGCAGUGUUUGAUUCAGCACUGGCAAAAGGAAUAAAACACCAGCAAUUAGAGACAGGCUAAAAAACACUUGCCUUGUAUCCUGGUUCAAAUUUUAACGAGUGCUCACAGAAAGGACCAAGCUGAAAAGUGUCCUAUGCAAAAACUGUUGUAUCAGAACAUUAUUCUAGAAUAUGGAUACAUACAGGGCCUUUCUGUAAAAUAAUUUAAACUAAGUAUUUAUGCUAGACACAAGUGACCUCUAAUGUCAUUAAUGAGCCUAUUCCUAGGAAACAGGGCAGGAACAGGGCCCACUCCUCUGGUGCUGAGUGUUUAUACUAUUACCAGGGCAGCGUUUGAUAACUAUACAUUUCCAUCAUGUAGUUUUGAUUGCCGAGAACAGUCAGCUCAUACAGCUGAAAUUGAUUUUAAUUGAUUAAUCAGGAAAAAACACUGAGAAGUUUGAAAAAUCAUGGUGCUACAAAACACUUGAUCAUCAUGGUGCUAUAUUUAGAGGAUUUUUAACAUCUUUAAUGUAAAUUUCAAAUGCCAUUUUAAUGGUUUCAUAAUUAUUAACAUUUUUCAGUUGAUUAAUUGAUGCUGAGUUGUCCUCUCAUCGCGUAGAGGCCUUUUAACUUAAAGCUACAUCUGUAUUAAUAAAUCAAAAGUCUACAUUUAAAAUGUAGUAAAGUACUUUGGAGGGUCAAUGAAUUCUGAUUCUGUAGUAAUCCUCAAUGAAUCUCAUGAAAUAUUUUGUAAGACUUUGGUGUUCCAAAAAGCACUUUGAAUAUUUUAAGCAUUGACAUCUUGAAGGGUGAUAAGAGUACUAAGGCACUAAAGAAAUAUACUGUAAAAUAAAAGAUUGUCAAAGUACUUUAUACUAUCCUAGCCAUAAGUCAGAUAUAGGCUACGUGAAUACCCUUUAAGUGUCAUAGAUUACCUUACAGUUUGGGAUUUACUGGACACAGUGAAAAACCAUAAAAGAAUGCCACAUAAAACACUGAUUCUGGUGCUCGCAUACAAUAUGCAGCUAUAUUUGUUCUGUUAAAAUACAGAAAUCCAUACAAAAUUAUGGUUAUGGUGCAUUUUUUAAGAUUCUGGGCUUUCAUAUUAACACCUAUGCCACAGCAUGUUUUAGACAGAAGUACUAUGGUUAUCCUAGACCAAUUAAAACAUAUAUAAAUGAAUUAUAUAUUCGCUCAUAGAUUUGAUUUACAAUGAAAUGCCAAUGUUUGGAUAGAUUUGUGAUGUUUUUACAGUUGCGAUAUAAGCAGAGUUAUUAGGGGAGAGAACUGAUAGCGUACCAAGAAAGAAGAAAACAGGGUUAGUUGUAUCACAAAUGGCAAAAUCAGGCAGCUGGCUUGCUGUGGAAAUGUUAAAAUCAUUAAUAUGUAAAUAUGAAAAUAUAAAAAAACAAAAAAAAUCAAAACUGUACAGUAAAUUAAUUUGUAAACAGAAUUUUUUUACUUAAUUCUUUUACUAUUUUAGUACUGUAAUAUUUUCAUAAUACUUUCUUUUAAGCUUUUUUCAGACUGGUGCUACUCAAUCUGCUACAGUUAAAAUGUGAGUGUAGGAAGUGUAAAGGGGGUUGGAGAUGUUCUUUCUUGUCAUAUACCUCAGCUCUUGUACUGGGCAAUAGGAAAAUGGUGUUUCAGUAGUCAGUAGUAUUUUGUACACCAUCAUUGUUUAAUUUAAAUAGUCUUUUUGACAAACUUUUUUUUUCCAUUUUGAUACUUGAUAACUUGAAACUCAAGCUUUUGUUCUACAAGAUGAUCAGGGAAUAUUACAAUUCUUUUAUUCUCCUUUUGCUAAUACUUCACAUGUGUUUUAAUAUUACCCCUUGUUUUAUUUUUCAGGGAUUCCUUCAUUUUGUUUAAUCCCUAUUUGGAUUUUACAUGUAUAGUCAUUUACAUGUACUUGAUGCUUCUAAAUUGAGUGUUUAUGAAGCAAUGGUUUUGUUUUUAAUCUAAGCAAGAAAGUAAUAGUUCUUUUUCCUUGAAGAAUUUGAAUGAUGUAUGCACUGAGCUGAUAUAAGGGAAGGAAAAAAAAUGAGAUUUGUUAUUUUCAUGGUGGGUAGGGGGUCAGAUUAGUGUCUCAUAUGAAUGAAUGAACUUGUGCCACUUGUACAGGGCCCAGCUUCAGUAGCAACAUGUCUGUGGAAGUAAAGUGCAUGCAUAGAUUAUUGGGUUCAUGCUAGCCAUACUUGAAGAAGCUUCAGAGUGGUGUUGACAUUACUUGAAUUUAAUUUCAGUUUGAUUGAUGCACAGCAGUAUAUGUUGUUUACUUCUCAAGUCAGAGGUCAAUAUAUACUCAAGUGUAAGAUACUUAGUUGAAUUUGACACUAAAAAUCAGUUUUGGUGUGCACUUCAUUCUAUUCUGUAUUUUACUUUGGCUUUGCUCUUUACUGGUAAAUUGGGUAUGUUGAAAAAGAAAAAGGAAGCUGGUUAUAAAUACUGUAAGUAAUGUACUAAAAGCGGAAAGUUAUUUGAAAGCUGUUUAUUAUAUCAUUCCUGAUAAUGCUGAGAUGUGGGUCUUUUUAAUAAAAUUUAU